Messenger RNA from Liolophura sinensis, 2548 nucleotides. RefSeq lists its product as uncharacterized. NCBI's taxonomy places the organism in Eukaryota, Metazoa, Mollusca, Polyplacophora, Chitonida, Chitonidae. Gene Ontology annotation, biological process: muscle structure development; actin cytoskeleton organization. The transcript is spliced from 6 exons. Gene Ontology annotation, molecular function: actin binding; muscle alpha-actinin binding. Gene Ontology annotation, cellular component: Z disc; stress fiber; adherens junction. The record is from RefSeq and is a predicted model, not a curated record. The coding region runs from base 152 to 1699 and encodes 515 amino acids.
UUACCAUUCCUGGCAGCAGUGUCUUCAGCAAGUAUACGCCGGUUUCUUCAAAGUGCACCUCUUCCAGGCCGAGCCUCGCUGUGGGGAGAAACGUGGGACGACCAGUGCCGGCGUCCGUCCCCGAAUGAUGGCGUAGCUUUUAGAACUAACCAUGGCUAGUUUUUCGCAAUAUAACGUUCGUUUGUUUCGGGACUCCUUUGACACACCUUGGGGGUUCCGGCUUCAGGGAGGUAAGGACCUCGGCCAGCCUCUCACCAUCCAGAGGGUGUUCACAGGUAGCCCGGCAGAAGGGGAGCUACAGAGAGGAGAUAUCAUCGUCUCCAUCAGUGAGCGACAGGCCGAUACUCUCACUCACAAACAGGCGCAGGAUCUGAUCAAGUUCGGCGGGGGCAGUAUUUUCCUAACGAUUAAAAGGCCCCCACCUGGACGGGUCAACGUCGCCCAACCAGCUCCUAAGCCCGUACAGUCUGCUGGAUUUCGUCCCCAACCGUCUAAACCGAUGCCUCAACCCAAGGUGGGUAAGAUACGGAAUUUAGGCGGCCAUGGCCCAGAAUUCGGCGCCGACUUCAGCAGGCCAACACCUCACUAUGCUCCGGUGUCUCCGAGUAACCGGCCCCAGGCCAGCCGGACCAUGCUGUACCAGGUGCAGCAGAGUCUGGAGUCCAAGACCGGUCAGUAUGAUCCAGAUAGUGUCAUUACCACCCCUCAGUACACCCCCAUGAGGCCGCACAGUCAGCAGUUCCAAAGCCUUCUCUCUGAGGAUUCAUUUCAACCCCAGUUUAGCGAGCCCACCCCUGUGUACCAGAGCUUUGCCAGUAGUGUUCAGUCCUCCUACAGACCCGGGCCCCCGGAACCGGAGGAUGAGGAUUAUGAAAUUAUCCCUGUCUCCGAGAGAAAGAAAGCCUUCAUGAGAGCCGAGCCCAGGAAAUGGGGUAACCAGCCGCAAACCCCACUCCACAUUGCCCGAGCACCCAAACCAGCGCCCAAACCUCGAUCACCAAUACCACCAUCAGCAGGACCAGAAUUUGGAACUGACUUUUCAAAGCCAACACAACAAUGGACGCCGCCCUCCCACAACUUCCGGCCAGCCCCGGUGUCGCCUCAACCCUUCGUGUCACAGACCACGUUUAUGCCUGCCUCCGGGGAGGUGGAUCAACCCACCGUGCCGGCCUGGCGGGGCAGUCUCCGACAAACUGGUGCCAAGCAGUGGGAUGAGGAGUACUCCCCGGCCGACUAUACCUCCCCAGCUCCGCCUCCCACCCAGCCGAAGCCUGUCCAAUCCAGGUCGGUGUCCAAGCCGCAGCAGGCCGCCCCUGUCCGGACCGCGCAGCCCUUCAAUCCCGCUCCUCGUACAAUCCCCAUAGUAAACCAGCAGGGGGAUGCGGAAGGACCCCGGGUGGUACAUUUACAGUACAAUUCACCUAUGGGAUUGUAUUCUAAUGAAAAUGUCCAGGAAACACUCGACGGGCAAACAAGAAACGUGUUGGUUCAGCACAGCCAGUCGGGAGGCCAGAACAAGGACGGUCCACGGGACUGGUCUCAGUCCACGCUCUACCGGAUGAUCCAGCAAGAGGAGCAUAAGACGGGAGGAGCCGGUACUGUUAGUACGAAAACCACCACGGUGAAGUCCUAUCAGCAGCCCGUGCACGCCACAGCCUUUUCCCCGGGAGGUGACGACUUUGGCGCCUCCGACUUUUAGGUGACAUCGCUCCCUUCUGGUGCCUGGUGUCAGGUGUUUGGUGUCCGGUGUCGUCGAUCAGGUUCAUGUGAGGCAAUCAGCUCGCCACGGCGGCAGAAUCUGGUCGGAAAAGUUAGUCAACGACCGUUUGUUUAACUUUAGACCAUGUGUCCGAUUCACUUUAUUUUGGGCGAUAGUGUGUUACAAGAGGCCGAUGAACGUGCAAUAAUAUCCCCUCCCACUCUUCACGGAAGUGUUAAACCUUAGUACAGUUAGAUAUUUCAAGUGUGGCCGUAAUGACUCUUUGAUUUGUGAUUAACAUUCUACCCUGUUCUUUCAAAGGCUGUCAUUUGUUUCAAAGACAAAAUGGUGGCAAUUAUCAUGUAUGCUGAGUCUUAGUGACAUGCCCUUUGUAUAAUCUACGGAUUAUAAGACCAGUAAUGGAGGUGUAAGUGUUGUUUUCCGCCGCAGAGUUAACUCCCCUAAGUAGUGCUCGUAACACCACUGCGCCUUUCCCCCGAUUCUGCCAAUGAAUGCCACUCUGCCGUUGUUUUACAAGGAAUCAGAUCUGGUUCUGUAACAUCGCUAGCUGGGAUGACACUCUUUCGAGAAUGUAGACUAGAUAGUUAUUUCGAUAAUACUGCGACAUGCAUUUGUGAGCUACUUGAUGGAUUGUUUGUUUGUAUAAAGUAGUGGUUGUAGUUGACGGAAUCAAUUUUGAGGUCUAUAUUGUCUUACAUAUUCUGGGUGCAAACAAAAUGGCUAUAAUUUAUAUUUAUCUAUGUAAAGAGGUGCAAAAGGGUUGUCCACCCAGUAAGAGUUCCGAAAUCAAACAAAUAAAUUCUACAAAAAUGACUUUGCAGAAACCCA